CAUGAACCUGCCUCCUGACAAGGCCCGGCUCCUGCGGCAGUAUGACAAUGAGAAGAAGUGGGAUCUGAUCUGUGACCAGGAACGAUUCCAGGUGAAGAAUCCUCCCCACACCUACAUCCAGAAACUCCAGAGCUUCUUGGAUCCCAGUGUAACACGGAAGAAGUUUAGGAGGAGAGUGCAGGAGUCAACCAAAGUACUAAGGGAGCUGGAGAUCUCACUUCGCACCAACCACAUUGGGUGGGUGCGAGAGUUUCUGAAUGAUGAGAACAAAGGCUUGGAUGUGCUGGUGGAUUACCUGUCCUUUGCCCAGUGUUCUGUCAUGUUUGACUUUGAGGGUCUGGAGAGUGGCGAUGAUGGCGCAUUUGACAAGCUCCGGUCCUGGAGCAGGUCCAUCGAGGACCUGCAGCCGCCCAGCGCCCUGUCGGCCCCCUUCACCAACAGCCUCGCUCGCUCUGCGCGCCAGUCUGUGCUCCGGUAUAGCACUCUCCCUGGGCGCAGGGCCCUGAAGAACUCCCGCCUGGUGAGCCAGAAAGAUGAUGUCCACGUCUGUAUUCUUUGUCUCAGAGCCAUCAUGAAUUACCAGUACGGAUUCAACCUGGUCAUGUCCCACCCCCACGCUGUCAAUGAGAUUGCACUCAGCCUCAACAACAAGAAUCCAAGGACCAAAGCCCUUGUCUUGGAGCUCCUAGCAGCCGUGUGUUUGGUGCGGGGAGGUCAUGAAAUCAUCCUUGCUGCCUUCGACAAUUUCAAAGAGGUGUGCAAGGAGCUUCACCGCUUUGAGAAGCUGAUGGAGUAUUUCCGGAAUGAGGACAGCAACAUCGACUUCAUGGUGGCCUGCAUGCAGUUCAUCAACAUUGUGGUGCACUCGGUGGAGGACAUGAACUUCCGGGUCCACCUGCAGUAUGAGUUUACCAAGCUGGGGCUGGAGGAGUUCCUGCAGAAGUCAAGGCACACAGAGAGCGAGAAGCUGCAGGUGCAGAUCCAGGCAUACCUGGACAACGUGUUUGACGUUGGGGGUUUGUUGGAGGAUGCUGAGACCAAGAAUGUAGCCCUGGAGAAGGUGGAGGAACUGGAGGAGCACGUGUCACAUCUCACAGAGAAGCUUCUGGACCUGGAGAAUGAGAACAUGAUGCGGGUGGCAGAGCUGGAGAAGCAGCUGCUACAGCGGGAGAAGGAGCUAGAGAGCAUCAAGGAGACAUACGAGAACACGAACCACCAGGUGCACACCCUGCGGAGGCUCAUUAAGGAGAAGGAGGAGGCCUUCCAGCGCCGAUGCCGCUUGGAGCCAAGUGCCCGGGGCCUGGAGUCUGUGGGCACUGAGGCCCUGGCUAGAGUAGGCCCUGCAGAGCUGGGUGAGGGUGUGCUACCCUCAGACCUGGACCCUCUGGCUCCAGUCCCACCCCCCGAGGAGGUCCUGCCUCUGCCUCCACCGCCAGCACCUCCCUUGCCCCCGCCACCUCCCCCGUUACCAGACAAGUGUCCCCCAGCCCCGCCUCUCCCCGGCACUGCCCCCUCAGUGGUGUUGACAGUGGGCCUGUCAGCCAUUCGAAUUAAGAAACCUAUCAAGACCAAGUUCCGGCUGCCUGUCUUCAACUGGACAGCGCUGAAACCCAACCAGAUCAGUGGCACUGUCUUCAGCGAACUUGAUGAUGAAAAGAUCUUAGAGGACCUGGACCUGGAUAAGUUUGAAGAAUUAUUCAAGACGAAAGCCCAGGGCCCUGCCCUUGACCUCAUCUGCUCUAAGAGCAAGACAGCACAGAAGGCUGCCAGCAAGGUGACCCUGUUGGAAGCCAAUCGUGCCAAGAACCUGGCCAUCACCCUGCGCAAGGCUGGUCGGUCGGCUGAGGAGAUCUGCAGGGCCAUCCACAUGUUUGACCUGCAGACACUACCUGUGGACUUCGUGGAGUGCCUGAUGCGCUUCCUGCCCACAGAGGCUGAGGUGAAGCUGCUGCGGCAGUACGAGCGGGAGCGGCAGCCCCUGGAGGAGCUGGCAGCCGAGGACCGCUUCAUGCUGCUCUUCAGCAAGGUGGAACGGCUGACCCAGCGAAUGGCGGGCAUGGCCUUCCUGGGCAACUUCCAGGACAACCUGCAGAUGCUCACACCGCAACUCAAUGCCAUCAUUGCAGCCUCUGCCUCUGUCAAGUCCUCGCAGAAGUUGAAGCAGAUGUUGGAGAUCAUACUUGCACUGGGGAACUACAUGAACAGCAGCAAGCGGGGAGCCGUGUAUGGCUUCAAGCUUCAGAGCCUGGACCUGCUGCUGGACACCAAGUCCACUGACCGGAAGAUGACACUGCUGCAUUUCAUCGCCUUGACAGUGAAGGAGAAGUACCCAGACCUGGCUAACUUUUGGCAUGAGCUGCAUUUUGUGGAAAAGGCUGCAGCAGUGUCCCUGGAGAAUGUACUGCUAGACGUGAAGGAACUGGGACGGGGCAUGGAACUGAUCCGGCGGGAAUGCAGCAUACAUGACAACAGCGUCCUUCGGAGCUUCCUCAGCGCCAACGAGAGCAAACUGGACAAGCUCCAGCGCGACGCCAAGACAGCUGAGGAGGCCUACAACGCAGUUGUCCGCUACUUUGGCGAAAGUCCCAAGACCACACCACCUUCUGUGUUCUUCCCAGUGUUUGUUCGAUUCAUUCGUUCUUACAAGGAAGCAGAACAAGAAAACGAAGCCCGCAAGAAGCAGGAGGAGGUGAUGCGGGAGAAGCAGCUGGCACAGGAAGCCAAGAGACUGGACGCCAAGACCCCAUCCCAGCGGAACAAGUGGCAACAGCAGGAGCUAAUUGCAGAGCUGAGGCGACGCCAGGCCAAGGAACACAGGCCUGUUUACGAGGGGAAGGAUGGUACCAUCGAGGACAUCAUCACAGUGCUGAAGAGUGUCCCUUUCACGGCCCGUACUGCCAAGCGGGGCUCACGCUUCUUCUGUGAUGCAGCCCACCAUGAUGAGUCAAACUGUUAACCCUCGAGCUGGGGCCCCUGACAGGCCUUCACCACCAGCCCAUUGUUGUUCGCCACCAAGCCAGGAGUACUGUACCACCCAGUGCCCCUCCUCGGGCUCCAGGUCCCCACUGAGACCCUCUUGGAAGCAGACGCACUUCAACCCUCCAAGUCCUACAAGUGCAACCAGUGGGCCUGGAGCCUUGGAUUCUGCCAGAACCCAGCAGAAGGCUAUGCUGCUCUCCCAACCGUGUCCACCCCAGCUCCCAAGGCUGGAUCUUGCCUGUGCCACUGUGGGCAUGAGGACUACAGGGGCCUGGCACACCCCUGGUGCCCCCAAUACUGCACUUUGCCCCCCAAGGUCUUUGACUGCAUUUCCUGAAGGGUAACCAAGGGUCAGCUUGGGGCUGGGAAAAACCAUGUUCCGCUUUAGCCUAUCCAGGGGCACCGAGGCCCCUCUCCUACCAGAGCUCAGAGGGAUUGAAAGGAGAGCACAACUAUCCCUUCUUUUUCUUCCUUCCUUUUUGCAGGGUCAUGGUCAGCUCUGAUCUAGAAGUGUCCAGGCUUAGGAAGCCCUGGGACCCUGCCAGUCUCAGAUCAUCUCUUAGCAGAAGCAAGUUCCUCCCAAACCUGGGCCCUGCCCAGCUGUGCCCUAGUAGUGAUAAGGGUAGGGGAGAGAGCCAGGCUCACUGCCUUUAUUCCUCGCCCACUUCAUCCUAGGCUGAUGCUGUCCCUGCUGAGGUGGGCAGAAGAGCAGAGGUUUUCUCUGCACCAGCCUUCUCUGCAGACAGCCGGAGAAGGGUGUGCCAACAUCCACACCUUCCCUUAGCUAGGAAUUUUUGGCAGGAGGCAGGGAAUAUGGUAGCGUUAACUGUUUGCUCAGCUCCCUGCUAGUUUCUCCUCGGCCCCUGGAAGGGAAUGUGGGGCCCACUUCUUUUUGUACAUGUACCACCUCUCUUCCCUCUUGUACAUAAAACCCCAGACCUUCCCUCUCUCAACAAAGGCUUGAAGCACCA
This is a messenger RNA of Carlito syrichta (Philippine tarsier), 3950 nucleotides long. RefSeq names its product formin like 3 (gene FMNL3). The transcript is spliced from 26 exons. Gene Ontology annotation, biological process: cell migration; cortical actin cytoskeleton organization; regulation of cell shape. Bases 2 to 2956 code for a protein of 984 amino acids. Gene Ontology annotation, cellular component: cytosol. The record is from RefSeq and is a predicted model, not a curated record. Lineage: Eukaryota; Metazoa; Chordata; Mammalia; Primates; Tarsiidae. Gene Ontology annotation, molecular function: small GTPase binding; actin filament binding.